AUGAAUCAGAAUGGAGACCAUGAGAGAGAGUAUGAACAUGAUCAACAUAAACAACCUAUAUUUUCCUAUCCAGGGAGUAUAACAACUACCAGUAAUGGCAAUAUUCAUGUGUUGGAUGCAGUUAGUGGUGCCAGAGGCAAAGUAGCAGUGUUAGGACAAGGUGGUGAUAUAAUCAAUACAUAUACAGGAGACAGAGAGAUCAACAAGGAUAUACAAUUCUAUCCUGGAGACAUAGUGACAACACCUAGAGACAAUGUUAUUGUAGCUGAUCCAAGUACCAACACACUUCAUAUCCUGAACAAUGCUGACCUGCCGAUGGCAUUUUAUAAAACAAGUGACAUAAACAUAAAAUACCAACUUUCUCUUGCAUUUUCUCCAACAGGUCAACUCUACAUAGGAUGUAAUAGAUCAUCACAUGGUACAAAAAAGGAUGCCAAGAUAUAUGAAGUGACCAUAUCAGGAUGUUAA
Molecule: messenger RNA, 468 nt
Organism: Mytilus trossulus (common blue mussel)
Lineage: Eukaryota; Metazoa; Mollusca; Bivalvia; Mytilida; Mytilidae
Exons: 1
Coding region: 1-468 (155 amino acids)
Source: RefSeq, a predicted model, not a curated record